GAAGACCGGGGAAGACCUGAGAGAGAGUGGGUAGAAGAAGAAGGCGAAGCGAAGAUGGGUCUGCUGUCGAACAAGGUGGAGAGGGCGGAGAUUAAGGCAGGCGAUCACAUUUACACCUGGAGAGCAGUCUACGCUUACGCCCAUCACGGUAUUUAUGUUGGAGGAAACAAAGUGGUUCAUUUUACCCGCAAAAAGGACACUUCGAAAGCUGUUGAUUCAUCCGGCCCCUCAAUCAUUUCUUCUAGUUCAAGUUCAAGAGUUCCUGAGGUAUGCCCGACUUUUCCAGAUUGUGGAUUCCACCAACCCAAUAGCGAGGUCAUCCUCUCUUGCUUGGAUUGCUUCCUUGGCAACGGCUCCCUCUAUUCCUUCGAAUAUGGAGUCCCGGCCUCGGUUUUUCUUGCCAAAGUCCGCGGUGGCACAUGCACCACCGCAGCAUCUGAUUCUCCGGACACCGUGAUCAACCGAGCCAUGUACCUGCUUCAGAAUGGUUUCGGCAAUUAUGAUGUCUUCGAUCACAACUGCGAAGAUUUUGCUCUCUACUGCAAGACUGGCCUUCUAUCCGUUGAAGAGCUUGGCAUUGGGGCAAGUGGACAAGCAUCAUCCUUAUUCGGUGUUCCUUUGGCAGCCUUGCUCUCUACCCCGUUCAAGCUGUUGGCAGCUGGGCCUGUGGGGAUGGCCACCGUCACUGCCGGCAUGUAUUGUGCAAACAGAUACAUCACUGACAUUGGGGUCAGAAAGGAUGUCGUCAAGGUUUCGGUUGAAGACUUGGCUUCAAUCAUCGGUUUCUGGCGUUCGGAGGGAACAAUUACAGAUCAGUCUUCUAAUGCCACCAUGAAUGUAGCAUCUAUCCAAGAAGAAGCAAGGUGAGGAUAGACUACAAUUAGCAUCCCUCCUGGCAUAGUUCAAGUUAUAUUGUUUGCUUAUUAGAGAUUUGACAUUAUCGGAUAAAUUCGGACCAACUUAUGUAGAUUGGAGUCAUGGAUUAGGAAAAUGCGAUGUCAAUAAAUUGAAGUCUUUAAAUUUCCAGUGCGAUUAAUGAUUCUGUAUAAUUUUUUAUGAUGAGUUAGAAAUUACAUCUGCAAAGUGCACGAUGCUCCACCUA
This is a messenger RNA of Zingiber officinale, 1102 nucleotides long. Its product is annotated as protein LEAD-SENSITIVE 1-like. Bases 55 to 867 code for a protein of 270 amino acids. The record is from RefSeq and is a predicted model, not a curated record. NCBI's taxonomy places the organism in Eukaryota, Viridiplantae, Streptophyta, Magnoliopsida, Zingiberales, Zingiberaceae. The transcript is spliced from 2 exons.